Molecule: messenger RNA, 11609 nt
Organism: Ictalurus furcatus (blue catfish)
Lineage: Eukaryota; Metazoa; Chordata; Actinopteri; Siluriformes; Ictaluridae
Gene: mast1a
Product: microtubule associated serine/threonine kinase 1a
Exons: 27
Coding region: 1085-6403 (1772 amino acids)
Biological process (GO): intracellular signal transduction; peptidyl-serine phosphorylation
Molecular function (GO): protein serine/threonine kinase activity; magnesium ion binding; ATP binding
Source: RefSeq, a predicted model, not a curated record
AUUUAUUUGAGAAAAUAUGCGUAUUUGAUUAUGUUUGAUUCGCUAUACAAGUCCCUGUGUAUGAGCUGUUACUAUAGAAAGGAGUGCAUUUAUAUAAAAUGGAUCCUUUAUGUUCCACUUUAUGGAACUGUCUUCUGACUUGUGAAUUGUGGUAUAAGGUGGUACAUUUUGAGAUGUUCGGCUGAUGUUGAAUAAAUAAACAAGUGAACCAACAUUAGGACACUUAUGAGUAACAAUAUGAACAUCGGAGCUUCUAGGUUAGCUACUAGAGGACGUGAGGGGUGUUUAAAAUUUGCAUAUCAUGCAUAUUCACAUAUCAUGUCAUACUCUAUAAGGGUAAAAGUGUAGAAAUGUUCAUGGACUUCUUUUUUCUUUACACAGUGUAUUAUUUGUGUUGUUUAAUCCUUUCGAAAUGUCAUUCUAUGGGCUAAAUUAGAUCGUGUCCGUUUGGGCGUCCCCUACAGCGCGGUCUCAGUGGUCUAAUCCAAAACGCUCUAACGGUCAAGUGGGAGUAAAACCGGGUGCGUCCCAAACCGCAUCCUAUUCAACUCAAUAGUGUGUUUACUCCAGUACACGUAGGCUAUAUGUAGUUUCAGGAAUAACGUUUUCGGUUUGGGACGCGGCCGCAAUCUCAACCCUAACGUAGGCUUGUAAAACUAAGUAGGAGAUUAAUUCGUCGUUCAAACGAAUACGUUAACAAGUGACCGUUAUUAUUAUUAUUAUUAUUGUGGUUUAAUUCAAACGACGCGCACGCGCAACGUAACUAGUGUGCGAGUGCCGCUGCGGUUCGCGCCUCCGUCGUGUCGUGCACGCGCGCACCCAGGGAGGCUGUUUAACGAGUAGAGGAAAUUAGUAACCAUGGAGACGCAGAGAGAGAGAGAGAGAGAGUGAGAGAGAGAUAAGGAAACGAGAACAGCAAGGCUAUGACACUUUCACCGUUUAAACGCUAACCGGAACUGCCGGUCACUAUAAACAAACCUAUGGACAGGUUGCCAGGUUCCUACUUUCAGUAUCGAGUUAAAGAAACCGCCUUCUGGAUGUUAUUGAUGCCAUUGAGCGACUCUUUCGAGCAAAAGGACCGAAGAUGACCGACAGGGCAGGAGGUAGUGCUGCGGGAGAGGACUCCGGAAUUAUCCGCCGCCGGAGGAUGCAGAAGGAUCUGCCAUUGCCACGGAAGAGCAGCGGCUGUCGCACCAGUAACAGGAAGAGUCUGAUCCUGACCAGUACGUCCCCGACCCUGCCACGACCCCACUCGCCUCUACCUGGACACAUAGGAAGUAGUCCACUGGACAGUCCUCGUACCUUUUCACCCAGCGGCCCCGCCCACUUCUCUUUCACCCCUUCUAGAAGGGCUGAUGGACGCCGCUGGUCUCUGGCUUCACUGCCGUCUUCUGGAUACGGCACCAACACGCCCAGCUCCACGUCGUCAAGCUCGUCUCAGGAGCGUCUGCACCAGCUGCCCUUCCAGCCCACCAUGGACGAGCUACACUUCCUGUCCAAACACUUCGGCAGCACCGAGAGCAUGACGGACGACGACGGACGCAGGUCGCCGCACGUACGGCCGCGCUCAAGGAGCCUCAGUCCGGGCCGUUCGCCCUCCUGCUACGACAACGAAAUCGUCAUGAUGAACCAUGUGUAUAAGGAGAGAUUCCCAAAGGCCACAGCUCAGAUGGAGGAGCGCUUGGCGGACUUCAUCCAGUCCUACUCUCCGGAGAGCGUGCUCCCGCUGGCCGACGGCGUCCUGAGCUUCAUCCACCACCAGAUCGCUGAGCUGUCCCGCGACUGCCUGACCAAAUCCCGCGAGGGCCUCAUCACCACCGUCUACUUCUACGAGCUGCAGGAGAACCUGGAGAAACUCCUGCACGACGCGUACGAGCGGUCCGAGAGUUCUGAGCUGACCUUCGUCACAGAGCUGGUCAAGAAACUCCUCAUCAUUAUUUCUCGACCCGCAAGACUUCUGGAGUGUUUGGAGUUUAACCCGGAAGAGUUUUAUCACCUUCUGGAGGCAGCGGAGGAUCACGCGAAAGAGGGACACCUAAUGAAGACGGACAUCCCGCGCUACAUCAUCAGCCAACUCGGUCUCACACGAGACCCGCUGGAGGAAAUGGUGACCCUGGACAGCUACGACAGCGAGGGGCCACACACACCCGAGACUGACGACUCGGCUGAGGGAAAGAUGAAGGCCAUGAAGCCGCCCUGUGAAUCAGACUUUCAGACCAUCAAGCUGAUUAGCAACGGAGCCUAUGGGGCAGUGUAUCUGGUGAGGCACAGAGAGACACGGCAGCGUUUCGCCAUGAAAAAAAUCAACAAGCAGAACCUGAUCCUGAGGAACCAGAUCCAGCAGGCAUUCGUCGAGAGGGACAUCCUGACCUUUGCCGAGAACCCGUUCGUCGUCAGCAUGUUCUGCUCCUUCGAGACUCGCAGACACCUCUGCAUGGUCAUGGAGUAUGUGGAGGGAGGAGACUGUGCCACCCUGCUGAAGAACAUUGGCGCAUUGCCAGUGGAAAUGACUCGAAUGUACUUUGCUGAGACCGUCCUGGCUCUGGAGUACAUCCACAACUACGGCAUCGUACACCGAGACCUCAAACCAGACAAUCUGUUGAUUACGUCUAUGGGACACAUUAAACUGACCGACUUCGGCCUCUCAAAGAUGGGUCUUAUGAGCCUCACUACAAACCUGUACGAGGGUCACAUCGAGAAGGACGCUCGUGAGUUCCUGGACAAACAGGUGUGUGGCACCCCGGAGUACAUCGCCCCGGAGGUGAUACUGCGGCAGGGUUACGGGAAGCCUGUGGACUGGUGGGCAAUGGGAAUCAUCCUCUACGAGUUCCUGGUAGGCUGCGUGCCUUUCUUCGGGGACACGACCGAGGAGCUGUUUGGCCAGGUGAUCUCAGACGACAUCGCCUGGCCCGAGGGAGAUGAAGCGUUGCCUAGCGACGCCCAGAACCUGAUUUCCACCUUGUUGCAGACCAACCCACUGGUGCGAUUAGGAACGGGAGGAGCGUACGAGGUGAAGCAGCACUCGUUCUUCGCCGAUCUGGACUGGAACAGUGUGCUGAGGCAGAAGGCGGAGUUCAUCCCUCACCUGGAGUCUGAGGAGGACACCAGCUACUUUGACACCCGCUCGGAGCGUUAUCAGCACAUCAACUCGUACGACGAGGACGACACGAACGACGACGAGCCCGUGGAGAUCAGACAGUUCUCCUCUUGCUCUCCACGCUUCAGCAAGGUGUACAGCAGCAUGGAGCACCUGUCUCAGCUGGAGCAGAAGACACCGGUGGUGACCCGACGAGAGCAUAAGGGACGCUGCGAGGACAAAAUGGCUAAGAGAGAGAGCCUCGGCAGCUUCAGCAAGAGCUGGAGGACCAGCUCACCAGAGAUGAAGCGUCUGUCGUGUUCUGAGUCUCUGUACACGGAGGGUGAUUCCAGUCCUCCUCUAGGCGCCAGGCGACGCUUUUCUGCACUGAUGGACACGCACCGCUUCGCCUCGCCUCUAGAGGGCGAUGGAGAGACACAGCCGCAACAAAGCGGGGCUAAAAGCAGGGGGUCAUCAGUAGAGGGCGCCGUUGCACCCUCAUCGCCCGGUGCUAGAGAACCGAGCACGUGUGUGAAGGAGGCGUCUGGAGUGAGUGCGGGAGAUAAGUCAGCUCGACCCAGUCAGGUAUCGGCGCCACAACCCAUUCCUUCAGCGACAGCAGCAGCAGUACCGGUUUUCCGGGACGCUGUUGUCAUGGGCGACUCGCCCAGCCAACGGGCCACCAACGACCUGGUUCUAAGACGAGCGCGUCACCAGCAGCUCUCUGGAGAUGGCGAGAAACGGACCACACGUCCCGGCAGCAAGGUCACCAAAUCUGCGUCAGCUACGGCGCUGUCUGUCAUUAUUCCAGCAGUUGAGCAGCAUGCUAGCUCUCCUCUAGCCAGCCCAAUGUCUCCUCGCUCGGUCUCGUCCAACCCGUCGUCGCGAGACUCAUCCCCGAGCCGAGACUACGGCCCUGCAGUUAGCGUACUCCGCUCACCCAUAACCAUCCAGCGCUCGGGCAAGAGGUACGGCUUCACACUGCGCGCCAUCCGCGUCUACAUGGGGGACAGUGACGUCUACAGUGUGCACCACAUGAUCUGGCAAGUUGAAGAAGGCGGUCCGGCUCAGGAAGCAGGGGUGUGCACUGGUGACCUCAUCACCCACGUCAACGGAGAGUCCGUGCAUGGAUUGGUCCAUACGGAAGUGGUGGAGCUCAUCCUCAAGAGUGGUAAUAAGGUGACUGUGACCACCACUCCCUUUGAGAACACGUCGAUCAAAGUGGGUCCUGCACGCAGAUCCAGCUACAAAUCCAAGAUGGCCAGACGCAGCAAAAGAACAGUCAAAGAGGGACAGGAAAGUAAGAAGCGAAGCUCUCUGUUCCGCCAGAUAACCAAACAGUCGAAUCUUCUGCACACUAGCCGUAGUCUGUCGUCUUUAAACCGCUCGCUGUCCUCUAGUGAGAGUCUGCCUGGCUCUCCUACGCACAGUCUGUCCGCCCGGUCACCCACUCAAAGCUACCGCUCCAGUCCUGACUCCUCUUACCUAGGUGCCUCUUCUCAGAGCAGCUCUCCAGCCUCCAGCACACCAAAUUCUCCUGCUGCUUCCCAGCACAUGCGCCCCAGCUCUCUCCACGGCUUGUCCCCUAAACUGCACCGUCAGUACCGCUCAGCCCGUUGCAAAUCCGCUGGCAACAUCCCUCUGUCCCCUCUUGCGCAUACCCCGUCCCCUACUCAGUCUUCCCCACCGUCCUUGUCAGGUCACACUGUUGGAAGUUCCAACAUGACCCAGAGCUUCCCUGUCAAGCUUCACUCAUCUCCUCCUAUUACAAGGCCCAGGCCCAAGAGUGCCGAACCACCCCGGUCUCCACUUCUCAAGCGGGUUCAGUCGGCAGAGAAGCUUGGGUCACCUCUGUCCUCUUCUUCGUCUUCUUCAGACAAGAAAGGCGGAAUCGGGGCAAUGAGGAAGCACAGUCUGGAAGUUGGCCAUUCUGAUUAUCGUAAGGACGGCUUCCACUGUGAGCUAGGUCUCCAAAGCUUGUUGGAAACAGAAGGGGAGAAUCUGGCCUCGACUUCUGCAACGACCCCAUCGCCUACUCAGCCAACAGUUCCGUUACCCCUGGAGACAAGCGUUUUGAAGCCAGUAAGGAAGCUGGGCAGGCAGGAAUCCCCACUGAGUAGAGAUGCUUUGCUUGCUGGAAGAGUGAAGGAAAAGGACAACGGCAGGGCAAAGUCUGGUGAUUUAACCCAGGGAAGUGACAGUAAACUGGCAAUAGUCUUGGAGAAGUCACCCCCUGCCACUGAGGCUCAGCAAGAUAUCAUGAGCAAGAAGGUCCCGGAUACUAAGUCAAGUCACAUAAGAUCUCCAGUUGUCGAUGCGUCUCAGCGAUCACCAUCCACACCAAGAGAUGCUAGCAUAGCCAAACUUGAAGCUAGUCAGCCUGUUGUGACCAAACCUUCGAUUCCAUCCCCUCUGACCACUCUGUCCACCACUGGUACAAAAACCACAGAUCUUACCUUCCCGAGCGUUGGUGUAGGAGGCACAAGUCAAAUUUGUGACACAAAAUCCCCGAGCACGAUUGGCCAAACACAGACACCAGGGACUGCCAAAGCGCACCAGACUUCCAUCAGUGUCGUCAAGGACUUGCAAGGAAAAGAGACUGAAAAGAAAGCAGAAAUGAAAGAAGUGAGACCAGAAACAGGAAUGACUAUCAGUGCUGUCAAGUCUGGUGUACCGUGCGCUGGCCCCGUAAAGGCAACUCCACUCCCUGACAAAGUGUCAGUCCCAGUGACAGCCACAGAAGAAUCCAAAGUUAUCAAAGGGCCAUCAGAUGGAGACACUCUUAAAAAGUCAGGUACAGACCCCCAUGGUAGGACUCCAGAUAUGAGGGCGAGACCUGGCUUACCUCCAUCCAAGGGGGUCGUUCCACCCUUCCCACCCCAGGUCCAGUCUCCUGCUCUGGGCAAGCUACGACAGGACAAGGGUCUUUCUCCGGUCAACUGCUACCGAGGCACCUUGGACUGGGAAGAUAAGUGUCUCUUGGAGGUUGUUGAGGAGCAUUCUCCUUCUCCUACACCGUCCCCUACUGGAGCCACACCAAGCCUGUCCAAAUCACCUCUCCACCCCGUCGUUACUCAAUCCUUGUCCCCUGGUCACAAAAAUGGGUCGACUAGUGUGUCUAAAACUGGGCAAGAACCAGCCAAAGUGUUAAUCCAGGAGGUGGCGAAGAGCAAGGAAGUUGUUAAAUCUGCAGAAGAAGCCAAGUCUAUUGCACAAGGAAAGACUGAGGUUUCAGGUGGGAGUAGCCCAAACUUAAAAGUAGCAACACCGAGCCCUACCGGCACAAUACCACAGAAAAAGAACGAGAGCACGAAGAACGGCUUGUGACGUUUCAGCACAGUCUGCUUUUGCACUUAAUCAAGUCAGGACAUUCCAAGUGGUAAAUAUUAAGAGAAACAAAACUAUUGCGCAAAGGUUCGUCUGAUAACGGUUUUAUUUAUUGUAUAUUAAAAAAAAAGAUAGUAGACGUAUUACAGGUGUGUUUGUGUGUGCGUGUGCGUGUGUGUAUGGAGAAUGAUCGAGUGUUGCUUGAGUGGCAAGGCUAAAAAGAAAGUGCAAAGUGCUUUAACAGAUCAAACAAUGCUGAAAACUGUGAAUGCCAAAUUCAUUGCUUAAGCAAAAAGCAACAAAAAAAAAACGAUUUUUCCUGAGACGUUCAUUAAGCAAACGACAUUGCAAGGAUCUUACUUGGUAUACGUAUGAAAGAGUUAUUUCUCUUGAGUUCGAUUCCUCUAUGUGCGAUUAGCAUGCCGUCCAGUGAUUAUGCAGCUAGCUCAAACUGCCCAUGGCUUCUUUUUAAGCUAUGUAGGUGGAGGGAUAAGUAGGACCAAAAAAAUAAAUAAAUAAUUUAAAAAAAACCUGAGAGAUUUCGCUUUCUGUCAGCCUGUAAACCGGUGGAACAUUUUUUUUUUUUUAAAUGUGGAAAGCCUUAAAUUAAGAUGGUUUUGAAUUAUCCUGCACUGCACGGGUGAGCGUAGCCUUCUUCUUAUCAGGUGCCAACAGGAGGCCUAGCAUAGUUCCCCAGUGACAGCUUCCUCCAUCGCAGCUUAGACGGCGCUGAUAUAAUCGCUGACUUGAGCUACUUUCAAUACCGUUCGUAGGCUUUGUAUCCGCACGGUCAAACAGGUGCCUUUCAGCCGGGCUGGCCGAGACACGUUUACGAGGGCUGUCAGGAUGGAUAAAGAGGAAAGGCAUUAGUGAAAAAGCAAUGCUUUGCACACGCCGGUUAGGAAACGUGGGAUUUAAACGUGUUCAGCAGAGUCGAAAGCGUGGAGGGUCAAACCGGCUGGAGCGAAAUACGCACGAUUUCAGUUCCGUUUUAUAGGCAAGGGCGUUUUGCUGAUGCUGAAAUACGUGAAGUAUUGCAACACAUUUCAACAUAUGGUGGAAAUCAGCUUUUACUGACUGUAUAAACACACAUCUUGGUGUAUGAGUUAACUCUAUUAUCACAUUUAAUCCCUUGAUUUAGGAUGAAUCCGAUUUUAAAACGAGACGUCCCCGAUUUAAAAAAUGAAAGAAAAGAUUGUACUAGGGGUAAAAUAUGCCGAAAUGGUACGAUAUUCAGUGGCUAGAGCUAUGAUGGUCAGAUCUCUGACGAUAAUGUUUGGGGCGUAAAAUACAGAGUACAAUUUAUAAUUCUUCAUGUAUUCUAAGUAUCGCAGUCGAUCUAGCAGUGUUGGAGGUCUGUCUUUGUAUUUUGUGUAGUCUCGGUAAAGAGAGGCCGAAACACCGACAAGUUUAGUUUAUAACAUCAUUUUUGUCAUUAGCUGCGCUGUUUACCACAUUAGUGUGGUGAAUAUUCAUAAAUACUGUAUGCAGCCUUUUUAAAAAAUAAACAAAUCGCUUUAAGUGUCCAAAAUCCCAGAGUAACAGUGUAAGUAGGAAUACGUUGCCAUCUGGUGGCUAAAAAGCACCUUUUAAAAGAUCUGUUUGUAACGUAUAGAGCCCUCUGCUGUCUGGGAGGUGAACUGCAAGCGCAAUGAAAAACGCCAGAGAAGGUUCUCCACCCGGUUGAGUCGACCCUACCUGCUUGUAUCUGUUGUGCUUGUGUACGCGCGUGAGGGAUUUGCCUUUUUUUCCCUUUCUUUCUUUCUUCUUUUUUUUUUUUAUAAAGAAAACUGACAGGACCGAGCAGCUCUCAGCUCUUUAGGGGCGGGGCUAAACAAGACAAAAACAAAAGCCUGAAACAAAGAAACUGGCGACAUGAGCUGCACGUCAACGUUGCAAAUGACGUUUUAUCGACACGUCUCUGAAAUAGCGUGAUCGUUACAGAUCUAGAACCACGUUGAAGAUUUACAAACCGCACCUUUAAGAGUGAUGACGUAGGAGUGUACUAACAGGAUUAGUAGAUAUCGAUCGUGUGCUCGCUCAUCCGAGAGCCCGGUUCCUGAUUGGGGUAUUGAUCGUGAAUUUCUGGUGUCCGGGAGCCUGAUUACUCGACUGAUGUGUUUUAGGAAGACGUGUAUUGAUUUUUAGGGUUGAAGUCCACAAGGCUGUGUGUGUGUGUGAAUCCUGUCAGGUCAGGAGCGCUAAUCACCAGCCCUGCUUUUUCCAUCCUCACAAUCCUGUUCGUCUGGAAUGAAGUUGAUUUGCAGACGGUAAAUCAUAGCUGAGUGACAUCUGUAUGUUGCGUCGUACACUAACAGGUUUUUAAACCUGUUCUCUCAUCACUGUGUGAGCUGUAGCAUGCUAUAAUGAGUCUUUAUUAGUCACAUAUACGUCACAGCACAGGGAAAUUCUUUUCUUCGCAUAUCCCAGCUUGUCAGGAAGUUGGGGUCAGAGUGCAGGGUCAGCCAUGAUGCAGCGCCCCCUGGAGCAGAGAGGGUUAAGGGCCCAAGAGUGGCACCUUGGCAGUGCUGCCACUUGAACCCCCGACCUUCUGAUCAGUAACCCAGAGCCUUAACCGCCAAGCCACCACCGUCCCAUGGGCUGCGUGUAUAGACAGAUUUACCAUCUCCCUUGUUAAACAGUACCACGUUGAAGACCUGCGUCUGGAAUUUGUAACGCAGCUUGGUGAUCGGUAGGAGCCGGAAACUGGUGUUCGUAACUAAAGGACAGCACAGAAGCAGCGAACACUCGUACUUUUUAACGAAGAACACCGGGUCGGGCUCAGGGGUCAAAGCAAAUGUUCCGACGAAAAAUCAAAUGUACGCAGGUUUCCACCUUACCCCAAAUGUUCGGAGUCACGUUUGCUUCUUUCUUUUUACGCUUGAGCUACGAUAAGACGGGGAUAAGAUGUAAUAGAAGUCAGUCUCAUUACGUUUACAUUUACAGCGUAAAGAAGUGUCCAAAAAACAUAUCCUUAUGCUAGUUCAAUAGAUUAGCGUCUACGAAUACUGUCAAGGUAAAAACCCUGAGAGAGGGGGUGGGUGUUGUAGUACAGCUGAGACAACGCCGACGAUCUAGACGUGGGUUUGAGACAGAAAUGUACACCAAGUCGCACUAGAUAAAUAUUUCGAAUGAAACAAGCACACGUCGGACACCAAAACCGUUGGAAGGGGACGAAGCGGUUUUCGUUUUUACUCGGUUUAAACACAACUUUCUGGUGACUAGCGCAGGACCUUGGGGGAUGCUGGACACGCGUAUUAAAGGUCAAUCUUAAGACGUUGUCUGUACGCAAAAGCCUUAAUCAUAUCCACGUUUUUCAAUUUUAAACCUAUUCUCAAGUCCACCGAUGCCUCCUUUCUGAAGAGCGGCGUCAUGUCUUCAAAGCUGUUUAGAAAUGAUUUGCAUAACGCGAACUGAUACUACGCGCUUCGACGGAACAUUAGAAACGUUAGUAUUCCGAGGCAAAGUAUUGGUUAUUUAGUGUAAUAAUAACGCCAGUGAAGGAUUUCAGUUACACGAUGGAAAAACUCAAACUCGUGACGCGUACAUAAAACACGUCUUUUGACUGUUUGACACUUUUAUCAUGUGACUGUUAUAGUAUAUCAAAUCACGAAAUAAAAACUAAAAAAAACAACAAAACAAAAACAUUUUGUAAUGUUUUCCGUUCCACUUUAUAGCCUAGUUUCUUAUUCCUGAUGUCAAUUGAUGAAUUUGAUGAAUCAAGUCCUGGCUCGUUCCAAGUAAAUAACGGCGUUCCCUCCUGACUCCUGAAACAUAAUCGGUUCCUGUGCAUUGUUUGCGAUCUCUCUGUGGAUUUGUUUGUUUGUUUGUUUGUUUGUUUGUGUACUUCUUUUUACAAUUCUGUGAUCUACUGCGAAUGCACUUUAUUUUACGUCGGAAUGGAUCUUCUUUUACAUGGACGUAUAAUAUGUACUGUAUUCAUUUACCACGUAGAGAAAUGUACACCGAAAUGCAGAUAUUCUGUUUAACGUGAAUGUUUUAGAGAGGAAAAUAAAGGAACAGUCAUUGAUUAUGGACCAAUUAUUUACUUGCGCUGUCGGUAUCUCACUCUCACUGUUCUUUCUUUCUUUCUUUAUAUUUAUUUACAGCGCUUUUGAUUAUCAGUCGAUGCAGACGUGCCGCCUGUUUGUGUGACCAAAUGAAUAAACUGAUCUUGAUUAGAAGGUUUAAAAAAAAUGUUUUUUUUAUGACUUUAGCGUAACACCAUGAAUCUACUAAAAACGUGUACUACUGAUUUGUUUGUCCGAUUAUUCAGCGCUCAAGUGGAACUCAUUCUCAGUUCCUCUGGAAAUGAGGAACAACAAACAGGAAGUCGUCUCUACUGUACUGUAUGUACUGGUUUCCAAACCGUGUUUAUGACCUUGUAUGUCAGGAAGUUUCCAGAAAACCCAGCUGGGAAGCUGUAUUCCUGGCUCGUGCCCAGCGUUCCUGGGAUCGGCUCCGGAUCCACCGUGACCCUGAGCAGGAUUAAGCGGUUACUGGAGAAGAAUGAAUGAAUAAAGAUCCAGUAAAAAAAAAACGUUUAUUUUAUUUCUCCAAGCCAAACAAAUCAUUAAAAAAAUUCCGUUAACGGGAGACGCAAUGAGAUUUCCUUUCAGUUACUGAGGUUAAGAUUGCUAGGGUCAGGCGUUAGACUUUACGUUUACGGUAUUUGGCAGACGCCCUUAUCCAGAGCGACUUAUCUCAUUUAGACAACUGAGCAGUUUAAUUAAGGGCCUUGCUCAAGGGCCCUUAAUUAAACUCACAAUCUUCUGAUCAGUAGUCCAACAUCUUCUCUACUGAGCCACCACUGCCAGGGUUGGCAGAAUUGGGCUAGUUAGGAUUGGGAAAUGUUUGGGUUAGACAUGUCCUGGAGAACCCCCUGUCUGCACGUUUUAACAAACAUUUCAACACGGACAUAUGCAGAACCUCAGAUUCUCAGGAACCAGGACUGGGAGUCUUUGGUUUGGGGUUUGAUAGGGGUUAAUGUUGGGUUAUGGGUAGGUUUGGGGUUAGGUGUCGUCGUAGGCAUUAUGUAUUUAGCUACUGUAAUACAGAAAUUGACUGUGACGCGGUGAGUAGCGUUGCCGCCUCACGGCUCCUCGCAGGAUGACCGGUAGGAUCCUGAGCUCAGGUUACUGUCUGUGUGGAGUUUCACAUGUUCUCAGUGUCAUGUCCGUGUUGGUUUCCUCACGAUCUCCAGUUA